CACGGGCUGUUUGUUAGCACUGAGACUGGCGCGCGCAUCAGCAACGCAUACAAUGCGCACCUGGUGCCGCUAUACGAGAGGCACGCAGAACCGCUCCUAGACAACACGCGCGUUUUCGUUGCGGAGACCGUGGCCCCGGCCCUGUCCAAAGCAUCGAAGCCUGCGUGCGACGCCUUGCACCGGGCUGUUGAUCCAUACACGGAUAAGGCAUAUGCCGCAUAUAGCGCACAUGCCAAACCCACGGUAGACAUGGUUGCUGGCUGGGUCAAGCAGACUGUGAGCCAGGCCGUGGUGCCUGUAGUGACGGCUACCAAAGAGGUUGUUGUUCGGGUGGGCGGCGACUACGUCCUGCCGCUGGCCAAGAGUGGGUGGAGUGACUAUAUUGUUCCUCUGCACGUCAACCAUCAGGUGUACCCGCGAUCUGCAAGUACUCCAAGACUGCGCUGCAGUCCGUGCGCGAAAAUCUGCUCCCUGGAAUCGUGUCUGGCACGGCCCAACACAUUGUGCCGUAUGCCAAGCGUGGUGCCGUACACGCGUAUCUGUUCUUUACUCGUCACGUGUCACCGCCGGUGCGGUCCCUCUAUGACCAGCACAUGCGCCACUUCACCGAAGAGUUCUACUACAUGUGCUACACCAAUUUUCACCGGCGACGAGCACCCGACUCUGGCCAAGGCCGACCAGCCCACGACUCAGACCCAUGCGCAAAACAUUGCCCGCAAGAUUUCGGGCUCGGCGCGCCAGUGGUUCCAGGUGGCCCGCGGAUGGUACGUCUAUGACAAGGCCACCGAUUUCUACCACCGUGCCACCAAGGCGGUUCAACCAGUUGCUUUGACAUCAUCUGUUUCUGUCGUCGAGCUUACUCUGUCGGUCACAAUGUCCGCUUCGCCUGCGUCUACUCUGGAACCGAUUUCUUCUGAGCAGCCCUCGACUGAGGAAGAGCCUGUGGUUGUGAAGACCAUAGUCAAGGAGACUGUUGCUGAGGAGACUGUUGCUGAGGAGACUGUUGCUGAGGAGAUUGUUGCCGAGGAGACUGUUACCGAGGAGACUGUUACCGAGGAGACUGUUACCGAGGAGACUGUUACCGAGGAGAUUGCUGGCGAGGAAGCCACUUUGGAGGAGAUUGUUAUCGAGGUGACCGCAGUGGAGGAGCCCCGCAUCGUUGAGGUAGUCGCUGAAGACACCGUUGUUGUUGUCGAGGCUGAUGCCGAAAUGUCCGACGUUACCCUUGCUACCACCGAGUCUGUUGUCGCGGAAGAGCCUGCCAUCGUCGAGGAACCACCCCUGGUUGCCACCGAGAUCCCUGUCAAGGAGACCAUCCUUGAGGAGGCUACGCUGACUGAGGUCGUUCCAGAGCAGAAGCCCGUCGUCGAGACUGCUCCUGCUGUCGAGAAGUCGCCUUCUACUGAUUCUGUUAGUGCAUCUUCCUCGGACAAGCCUGAGAUCGAUGCCAACCAGGCAGCCUCUGCUGUCUACGAUGCUCGUGAGGCCAUGGCUGGUGUUGGUGUGGACGAGCAGCAGAAGAAGGAGUUUGAGGACCUAGUCGGUGCGGUCAAGGACAGGGAUGCGGCAAACCUGGAGAAGAUGCCCCAGAUUGUCAACGACAUUAAGCCCAAGGAGGAUGACAAAACCGUCGGUGCCGCCACUACUGCGCCAGCUGCUGCUGACGACGACCAGCAGAUGCGCGUGGCCACGACGCUCCCUGCCCCGGAGACUGCCAGUGCUGCUGGUGUGGAGGCAACGUCUGCGGCCGAGCCUGUCGAAGACCACAGCACCUCAGCCAAGGCCGCCGAGGUCAAGCGCGAGCUCAACGAGUCCGGCGAGUCGAUCAGCCAGUCUGCUUCCCUGGUUGCACAGGAGUCUACCACGACAGUGACGGCCCAGACAACCGCCACGCGCACAGUGAACAAGGUGGUCACUGUGGAGCAGCCCGUGCAGCCGCCCAAGGGAUCGGCCGAAACGACCACCCAGGCAGUAGUGACCCAGUAUCUCACCAAGACCGUACGCAAGCAGAGCACAGUGACGUCGCAGGUCACCACCACUGUCAAGACCACUCGUUCAGUGACAGUGAACUCGACGCUGCUCGAGACGCUGACCACCGACAAGCAGCAGGUUGUGGCCACCACCGCAGCCAGCGAGAAGACUGCACCGGAGGCUGCCAAGGCCAAGCAUGAGACGUCGCAGGCCGCCGGUGAGCAGCAGCAGGAUGGUCUCAAGGAGGCGACGGCCAUGUCGGCUGUUGACACAGAGCCUGCUGCCGAGCUGCCGGCUGCCAAGGCUCCGCUGGUAGAAGAGCCUGUGGUCUUGGAUAGCCAGUCGGUUGAUUCCAGCCCGAAGGCAGAGGACGCGGCCAAGUCGGAGGAAGUAGUGGAGGAGACAAGCCCGCUGCUGUCGAUUGUUGUGCCGGUUGACGACGAGGUGCGCAAGGCGGCUUCGAACUGGGUCAAGGACGCGCGCAAGUCGAUCUCGAAGGAGGUUGCGCAGGAGCGCACCCGCCAGAGCACCUCGGCUACUGAGGAGGAGCAGGUCGAGCAGGAGACGGUCGCUGCGGCGGUCGAAUCGCAAGCCGAGCCGUCGCCGGCUGCUUCGGAGCCCUCGCAGGUGAAGGCGGUGGCCAGCACGGCGGCUGUGGAACGUGCGGUGGCCGAAUCCGCUGUGCAGCCCGAGAAGGAGGAGGCCGUGGUGGCGCCACGGUCGGCGGCCAAGCAGGAGCCGGCUCCGGCACCGGUCCGGCCGAGCAAGACAGCACCCAAGGCAGCCGCAAACGAGGCAGCUGCGCAGAAGGCGGCCAAGCCAGCAGCGAGCCGGCGGACGAAGAAGGCCGACGAGAAGCAGGCGCAAGCCACAAGGGGUCCGCGCAAGAUCAAGGUCAAGAAGCGCCGCUCCGCAGCACGCGAUGAGCUCUGAGCAAACAAAAUUAUUCACUUUUUUCCCCGUAUAUUCACUUCAAUCUCCCAAUUCAAUUCCAACU
This is a messenger RNA of Linderina pennispora, 2968 nucleotides long. RefSeq lists its product as uncharacterized. The coding region runs from base 250 to 2904 and encodes 884 amino acids. The record is from RefSeq and is a predicted model, not a curated record. The transcript is spliced from 11 exons. Lineage: Eukaryota; Fungi; Kickxellomycota; Kickxellomycetes; Kickxellales; Kickxellaceae.